Molecule: messenger RNA, 1834 nt
Organism: Aspergillus uvarum CBS 121591
Lineage: Eukaryota; Fungi; Ascomycota; Eurotiomycetes; Eurotiales; Aspergillaceae
Product: zinc-dependent alcohol dehydrogenase family protein
Exons: 4
Coding region: 1-1446 (481 amino acids)
Molecular function (GO): oxidoreductase activity
Source: RefSeq, a predicted model, not a curated record
AUGCACGCCUCCCAGGCCUGGAUCCUUAAAGGCCAGCAAGGUCUCUCAAGUCUCAGACUCAUCCAUGAUAAAUCCGUCCCUUCCUUGGGUUCCCAUGACGUCUUGGUGCGCAUUCACGCAGCAUCGCUCAAUCACCGAGACCUAGCCAUCGCGAAGGGAGCCCAUUCCCUCGUCAUCAACCCCAAUGUGGUAGCUGCAUCCGACGGUGCCGGCAUCGUCGAAAGUGUCGGGCCCCAAGUGCAAGACUUUCAACCUGGGGACCGAGUCUGCACAUACAUGGUGCCGCAUAAGCCUGAAUCCGAGCCGGUCACUUUCGCAGACAUCGGCAGUGGGCUGGGUCAGCGGGUAGACGGGACGCUGUGUCCAUACGCCGUGUUCCAUCAGACGGCGCUGGUGAAGAUGCCGUCCAGCCUGUCGUUUGUAGAAGCAAGUACAUUGACGUGCGCUGCGUUGACGGCCUGGAAUGCGCUUUUUGGGCUGUCGUCGCGUGCACCGAGGAAGGGGGAUGUUGUGUUGGUACAGGGGACAGGUGGGGUAUCGGUCAUUGCUCUGCAGUUCGCGUUGGCAGCGGGUGCCACCGUGAUCGCCACGACCAGCUCCGACACCAAAGCACAGCGCCUCCAAGCUCUCGGCGCGCACCAUGUGCUCAACUACCGUCGUAACCCCAAGUGGGGAGAGUCUGCGCGGCAGUUGACGCCGGACGGUAAGGGUGUGCAUCUCGUGGUCGACGUGGGUGGGUUGUCGACUGCGAGCCAGUCGCUGAAGGCCGUGCGGCCGGAGGGGGUGAUUGCCAUGACGGGUUUGCUGGGAGGUGCCCCAGACUCGAAUGUCAAUACUCUGAUCGACUGUCUUGUGAACUUGUGUACGGUAAGAGGAGUUCUGCUAGGCACAAGACAGCAGUUUGAGGAGAUGAAUCGGUUUAUCGAGGAGCAUCGGAUCCAGCCGGCGAUCGAUGAGAGGGUAUUUGGGUUUGAGGAGGUCGAGGAGGCUUAUCGGUAUAUGGAUGAGCAGAGGCACUUCUCAAAGCUCACUUCCAACACGCCUAUCAAAGAGAAAUACCCGACCACAACGUUCCACAUCUACAAUUACCUACCUCCCUUGACAUCUCCUACCGCAUCCCCAUUGAACCACUACACAAGGCAGAGACCACAUAAAAUGUCCAUCAACAAAUCUCGAACCAACCGUCCUGACUCAGACGUCAUCCAGUUCCCAACAGACAAUUCAGCCGACCACUCCGGUAUCGCCUCCUCCUCCGGGGCUGAUCUAGGUGCAGCCGCGGGUCCCACUAGCACAAGGGCAGACAAACCUUGGAAGCCACCCGUGGCUCGCCAGCAGAGUUGGAGCAACGAGGACCAGAAGCAUGAGCUGCAGACUCGGUUGUUGGAUCUGGAGGAUGAGGAGGGGGACAGGCCCGGAUUCUCGGAGGCGCCGGCGGGGGUUCACUAAUCGGGUUCGUGGAGGUUGGAUUGGGUGGUGAAGGGAAUGGGCAACCGAGGAUUAUGAUAGCUGGUGGCCGUGCUGUUUUUUGUGAUUAUCAUAAUGUUUUUGAUGAUGAUGGUUGAGCAAUGGGAUUGCGUGAGGAAAUGGUUCUGGCGGAUGGACGGGCUUUGCGAUUAGUCCACACAAUGUAGGUGGAUAGGGGAGAGGAGAUUGCAGCGGUUAGUUUAGUCAAAAGUCUACUGCAUCUGCUGUACCUGCUGAACACUGGUCAAUUGCUUCCAUGAAUCUAUGCUGAACUGGCUGCUGAUGCGGGGAAAAAUACGGGGCACGAUUGCAGGAUGAUGUCGCUGGCCGGGGGAGUUUAACUUUAAUUCAUAGGAGUAUGAUCACUGUC